Molecule: messenger RNA, 912 nt
Organism: Ambispora gerdemannii
Lineage: Eukaryota; Fungi; Glomeromycota; Glomeromycetes; Archaeosporales; Ambisporaceae
Source: the annotation of a GenBank genome assembly
AUGAAAAUUUAUACGAAACCUUCGGUACCAGUAUUACCCGUUGAACUAAUCCUCGAGAUAUUCAAGUACAUUCCAACGCGGAAUCUAUGUAGAUUCAUGGUUUUGUCGCGAACGUUUGAUACCGAAAUAAAGAAAAUAAUAGUGAAAAGAUUCAAUGAAACUUUUUGGAAUAAACAUAGACGGCUAUUGGUAUUCCUUACAAGAUACAUAUUAGACUUGGUCCCAGCUCACAAUGGAUUCGACCUCACUCUCGACAAAUUAGACAACAAAGAUCUAAUUGCAACAUUCAUCGUUGACUUGUCACAGCCAAAAGGUACUAUCGGCCCUAACCACACAUCCAUAUGGGGUCUGAAAUUGCGCGGUGAUGGUGUAGUUCGCAAUCCUUUAAAUGAACCAAUAUGGACUUUGCCUGCCGAUCGGAAAGAAGCUAGAAUUUAUUUAUUUGAUAGUGAUACUGAUCGAGAUCAUCCUUUGAUUAGAGCGUUUUAUGUCACAAAAGGGAAUCUUCGAGCAUCUGAUGAUACUAUUAUAGAUUGUGUAAAUUGUGAUAAUAAUCCUUUUGAAAAGACUGUUGUCAACAACAAUGAUAAUGAUGAUACUGACAAUGAUACAAGUAACUCAAACAACGACACGAAAAUCAAGUUAUCUAAUAUGGACAAUGCUGAAGGUUGGUGGAAACACGACCUGAUAGGUCGAAAACACCAUAAAGCAUUUCGCGCACGUGCACACUUAAUCUGCAAAAAUGAGUCUCGCUAUCAAAACGAAAUGUUGCGUGAAGUUCGUGUUAGCGCAUCAAUGCUAUUGGUCGCUGCAGACGAGAAACGAAAAGAUCGAGGUGUGGGAGGGGUAAAAUUUUUGGUGGUGGAGGGUGGACAGUCUAGUUUUCGACGACGAGGGUGUGUUAUAUCAUGA